Messenger RNA from Salvelinus namaycush (lake trout), 4393 nucleotides. Its product is annotated as oxysterol-binding protein 1-like. NCBI's taxonomy places the organism in Eukaryota, Metazoa, Chordata, Actinopteri, Salmoniformes, Salmonidae. The record is from RefSeq and is a predicted model, not a curated record. Gene Ontology annotation, molecular function: sterol binding. Gene Ontology annotation, cellular component: intracellular membrane-bounded organelle; membrane; cytosol. The transcript is spliced from 15 exons. Bases 254 to 2578 code for a protein of 774 amino acids.
CAAAAAACUGAAAUCAAUUGUGUUCCUGACAUUUAAUGCUAAGGCGAAGAACUUUGAUUGGGAAAGUUGUGGCUUGAUAGCUACGUUUGUCAUGUUACUUUCAUUUUUUUAAGCAAAAGUAAAUGUCCAGUCUGAUAGUCGGAUGUUGAAGUUGUCAAGGUAUAGUAGCCCAAGGAAAUUGCGUCAGUUUUUCCUCGACAUAUUGAUAAAGGCUCCAAUCUACUAGCCUACUGUGGAGGCUCAGACUGUCGUAAUGUCGGAGGUCAAGGCACUCACCCCGACUCCGGCUGGAGACACAUACAAAGGAUGGCUAUUCAAAUGGACGAAUUACAUCAAGGGCUACCAGCGACGAUGGUUUGUCUUGAGCAACGGUUUACUAUCCUACUACAGGACCCAGGCAGAGAUGGGCCACACGUGCCGGGGCACCAUCAACCUGGCCACGGCCAACAUCGCGGUGGAGGACUCGUGCAACUUUGUCAUCUCUAACGGCGGGGCGCAAACCUACCACCUGAAGGCCAGCUCUGAGGUGGAGCGACAGCGCUGGAUCACCGCCCUGGAGCUGGCCAAGGCCAAGGCUGUCCGCAAUCAGGCCGAGUCUGAUGAUUCUGGUGAUGAGUGUCCCACGUCACCCCCUACCUCGGGACAAGGCGGAGGGGCACGUAACUCUAACUCAGAGGUACAGUCCACACUACGCACUCUGGGCAGCAAGGUAGAAGACCUGAGCACCUGCAACGACCUCAUCGCCAAGCACGGCUCUGCCCUCCAAAGGUCCCUGUCAGAGCUGGAGGGGGUGCGGCUGGGAGCCGACACGGAUGGCAAGAUCCGGCAGGUGACGGAGAGAGCCACGUUGUUCCGCAUCACCUCCAACGCCAUGAUCAACGCGUGCAGAGACUUCCUGUCCCUGGCCCAGGCCCACAGUAAACGGUGGCAGAAAGCCUUGCAUUCGGAGCGGGACCAGAGGAUAAGGCUGGAGGAAACAUUGGAGCAGCUAGCCAAGCAGCACAACCACCUGGAGAGGGCCUUUAGAGGGGCCACCGUACUGCCCCUCUCCCAGAGCAACCCCGCCUUGGACAGCAAGAGUUCGGGCUCAGCAAAGGGUGAUGCGAGCGACGAGGAUGAUGAGAAUGAGUUCUUUGACGCUAUGGAGGACCCGGCGGGGUUCAUCACUGUACCGGCCGACCCCAAGUAUCAUAGAAGGUCAGGAAGUAACGUCAGUUGUCUCAGCACUGAAACUGGAAUUGAUGACCAAUCACUUUGUGACGAGCAGUCGUUGGGGUCCAAUUCGGAGUCGCCGCAGUCCCUGGAGGUUGAGCCAGUGAGGAAGAGGCGGACCAAAAUCCCAGACAAGCCCAACUAUUCUCUGAACCUCUGGAGCAUCAUGAAGAACUGCAUCGGCAAGGAGCUCUCCAAGAUCCCCAUGCCUGUGAACUUCAACGAACCAAUUUCCAUGCUCCAGCGUCUAUCCGAGGACUUAGAGUACUACGACCUCCUAGACAAGGCGGCUAAAUGCCAGAGCUCUCUGGAGCAGCUGUGCUACGUGGCUGCCUUCACCGUAUCGUCCUACUCCACUACGGUCCACCGCACAGGGAAACCCUUCAACCCCCUACUGGGGGAGACCUACGAACUGGACCGGCUGAGGGAGAGUGGCUACCGCUCACUGUGUGAACAGGUGAGUCACCACCCGCCUGCAGCGGCUCAUCAUGCCAUCUCAGAGAGAGGCUGGACCCUCCGACAGGAGAUCUCCCUCGCCAGCAAGUUCAGGGGAAAAUACCUCUCCAUCAUGCCUCUGGGCUCUAUCCAAUGUAUGUUUGAGAAGAGCAACAAUCACUACUCGUGGAAGAAAGUCACUACAACAGUACACAACAUCAUUGUGGGCAAAUUGUGGAUCGACCAGUCGGGCGAGAUAGACGUGGUGAACCACCGGACCGGCGACCGCUGCCAUCUCAAGUUCGCCCCGUACAGCUACUUCUCCAGAGACGUGGCCAGGAAGGUGACUGGUGUGGUGACAGACAAGGAGGGUAAGGCCCACUAUGUGCUGUCAGGGACGUGGGAUGAGAAGAUGGAGUUCUCCAGGGUGAUGCAGAGUAAUAAGGGCGAGAACGGCACCGAGGGCAAACAGAAGACCGUCUACCAGACGCUCAAAGCCAAGGAGCUCUGGAAGAAGAACCCACUACCUGAGGGUGCGGAGACCAUGUACUACUUCUCGUCGCUGGCGCUGACGCUCAACGAGCCCGAGGAGGGCGUGGCGCCCACCGACAGCCGGCGACGGCCCGACCAGCAGCUGAUGGAGGCGGGCCGGUGGGACGAGGCCAACGCCGAGAAGCAACGGCUGGAGGAGAAGCAGAGGAGCGUCCGCCGCGAGAGGGAGCGAGAGGCCCAGCGCGCAGCCAACCUGCCUGAGGAGGGGGCAGAGGGGGUGGAAGUAGCAGAGGACGGUGUCCACCAGGACAACUAUGAGGCGAUGUGGUUCGAGCGGACCGAGGACACCGUCACGGGAGAGUCCAUGCACGUCUACAAGGGGGGCUACUGGGAAGAGAAGGACCACGGCAGCUGGGACAUGUGCCCCGAUAUAUAUUGACCCCCCCCCCCAUCAGCAAAUUGUACUAACCCAGGCAUUUGGAAUAUGGAAGGCCACAAGCCGCCCUUUUUCCCCAAUUGAAGAAGGGGCAGCCUGGGUAUCGACUCUGUUUAACCCCAACCCUCCCUCUUUCAGGAUAGAUUUUGGGUUGUAAUGCCCCUUACCGCUCCCCUAUCACUCUCUGUGGGGAUGGUGUGCACAGGGGCAGUGAGACCCUGCAGGACAGUGCAACCGGAUAGGGGGACAGACCUGCUUUCUUCUGCCUUCAUCUUCUGUGUAGGGUCCGUUUCUCCUAGAUGCUGAUCUGGGGUCCGUUUUGCAUUUCCCACCAUUGGGGGAGCCGAAGUUGAUCCUAGAUCUGUAGCUAGGGAAAACGUCACCCCCGACGCUUCAGCUUCACUAGAAUGAUUAGAUAUCUCCCUUUAGAGCCACUGCCACUGGCUAGGCCUUUGUCUUUCUCUCCGUCUCUUCCUUUGCCGCUCUCUUUCUCAUCGUUCUCUUACACUUCAUCUCUUGCUAUGUUAGUCUGUGGAAAAGACUGGGGGCAGAUAGGUGGUCUGGUUGAUAGAUUCUAGCGAUUUAACACUAACUCUACCUUGCUCCUCUUCCAAAGGAUAUGGACUAAACGCAUACAGACAUGAACAGUUUGUGUGAGUAUGUGAAGAGGGGGGGGUUAUAAUAGCAAUGGGUUGGUGCUUAUGUCUGCUUUGAGGCUGCCAGAUUGUCAAAGCUUCACAAAUGCUGUUAAGAGGUGUGUGUCCUCCAGAACUUGGUGACAUCACAUUAGCUCCUCUGCUGCUUGGCACAAGGAUAGUUUGGGCUUGGAGCCUGUUUUCCAUCUCAAAGCAGCGUAAUCGUCUAAAUGAAGGAUGUAUCGCCAUUAAGUACUAUUUAAACAGUUCCUACUACACCCUACAUCCCAAAGACAACUUCCACCUCUUCCAACAGCAAAACAAUCUAGUGUAGCGUAUAGUUUUUUUUAUUAGGGUUAGUGUGUGAAGCAGACUUGAUCGUAACAUUGGAAUGGUGGGUGUGUCCAAAAUAGCACCCUAUUCCCUAUAUAGUGCACUUCUUUUGACCCCCUAUAGGCAGUGUUCAAAAGUAGUGCACUAUAAAUUAAUAGGGAUUCAGGGUGUGGGAAGUCACUCUUAAUCUACAUGAACUAAAGUGUGUGUGCAGCGCUAGUACAGAAUGUGAGCUUGAGUUCCAAAAAUAAAUCUUAUUUUCAAGUGUACUUAAUGUUUGAGUGUGAGGAAAAAUGAAACAGAUUGCUAAUAUGUGUGUAUAUAUAUAUCAAAUGAAGUAAUAAUUAGUGCUAUUAAUAAUAUUGAUAGUAAUUGUGUUUAAGGUCAGAGAGAACUCCCAUUUUUCUCCCUAAACUGGGUUGUCCGUUAAGUCAAUUUGUUUGAUCACUUCUGUGUUGUCCUAAUCCCUGUCCGUGUACAACAUAUGACUGAACAGUUGUGAUUCAACAGUUUGUUUGCACAAGUUACACUGCUGUGAAGACCACAAUGGUUGUAAAAAAUAAAAAUAAAAAAGUGCAAAUGCAAACUGUUGCUUCACAAAAAUAUCAGUAUCAAAACCAUUCAUGCGUUGUACCAGAGUUUAUACUGGACCCAUCUUAAGAGGUCAAUUAGUUAUACUGCCAUAUUGUUUGUCUUAUUUUUUUCAAUAAUUUCAUCUUGUUUCUCUAUUCAUCAUACUUUCCUAUCUUUAUGACCAUUCUCUCUUAUGGAUCUUGGUCAGUGCACUGUGGUGCUCUGAGUGUAACAGCAUCAGAGGAUGAUUGUAAUAAAGCCUGACUGGAGAAGUGCA